GGUCGGUGGUAUCGUUGCUAUGAAGUGUACGGUCCUGAUCAUAAAUUUGGUUCCGAUCGCCCCGAGGCGCUGAAAAAGAUUAAGCAGCUGUGUGAGGAGCCGUACAAGCUAGAUGAAUGGGAGGAAGCUCAAUUUCCUGCUCCGAUAGGUGCACUGGCCGGCAUAGUCUACACCGUGAAUUUGGACGCUGGCACACUGGUAGUGUCCUACCUCGAUUGCCCAAAGUAUGAAGUCCAGACAGUGACUGACUGGUAUGAUCUGCGCACGGUACGUGAGGCCUCUAGCUUGUCUGCAGCGGGACUCCGUGAGGAGCUGAAAGAACUACAUACGCAUGCCCCUGAGGAAAUUAUGAAUAAUGGAUUGGCGCAGCCGCCGCUGGAACCACUGCACCUCCGCUUGGAUAUCCCGACUUUCCUGAACGAACUGCAAGCCCGAUUGUUCAUCGAUCUUAUGUGGGCCUGGCGCUGGCACGUUUGCGAUCCGAUAACUAUGCGUUAUGAUUCGCCGGCGAUGAAUUACUUUUGUAUCGCCAUCUUACGUCUUGCAGCUUGGGAUUUCGAGGUUUCAUCUGACACCGAUGUUGACCUUCCAGUGACAAAUUAUCCUGAUGUACCCUGGAGCUGCCCCAAAGGUGACAUCUACUGGUUCCAUGGAUUCCUUGUUGUUCUAUACAACAACCUGGAAGAUCAAUCUAUGAUCCGCUCAGCCGUUCAAAAGGCUGAGCAGUACCUUGAGAAAACCGCAUCCCAGAAUCAUCACGCCCGCUUAAUAAUUAUAUCGACAUGCCAUGUUGUUUUUGCAGAGAUCUCAGACGACACUGUCCGUGCAAGUAGCCCAAGUAUGCUGAUUUCGGAUAUGUCCAGCGGCCGGUGGCCUGCGGGUUUCCGUGCCCUCUGCCAGAUCCUCACAACAAAUUGCUGGCGAGAAAGAAAGACACACCGGGAGACAUGGAAACCUCACCUGCCUGCGGAGAUUGUUCAACUCAUCCUGCAGCAUCUGGAACCACGCGAUGCGGUAGCAUUCGCACAAGCGUCUUUCAUUGCCGAAAGAUGGUAUUACGCAAGUAUACACCAAUUCACAGACCUUGUCGUACAGAGCUCCCGGUUGCUAAUACCGUGUUGCGGCAAGCGCAGCGGACUCGAACAGUCCGGGGUGAUGUGCUCAGUUUGCUACUCCUGGCAACACACCGACUGCUUUGACCAAGCUAAUCUUCCGAGU
Aspergillus eucalypticola CBS 122712 is the source of this 1218-nucleotide messenger RNA. RefSeq lists its product as uncharacterized. The annotation marks the transcript as partial. The record is from RefSeq and is a predicted model, not a curated record. Lineage: Eukaryota; Fungi; Ascomycota; Eurotiomycetes; Eurotiales; Aspergillaceae. The transcript has a single exon.